Messenger RNA from Gadus morhua (Atlantic cod), 6326 nucleotides. It is a transcript of the gene vwde, whose product is annotated as von Willebrand factor D and EGF domains. Gene Ontology annotation, biological process: anatomical structure development. Gene Ontology annotation, cellular component: cell surface; extracellular region. The transcript is spliced from 30 exons. The record is from RefSeq and is a predicted model, not a curated record. Gene Ontology annotation, molecular function: signaling receptor binding; calcium ion binding. NCBI's taxonomy places the organism in Eukaryota, Metazoa, Chordata, Actinopteri, Gadiformes, Gadidae. Bases 335 to 5308 code for a protein of 1657 amino acids.
UCCGUGCACGACUGCCUGUUACUCUUAAGUCUAGAGUAAUAGGCAGUCGUGCACGGAGAAGGUAGUAGGUACCCCAGCCGGUGGUAUGUCGGGGGAUGCCGUGUGGCUGGAUGCCCCUCCUAACAGCGUGAUGUUGCUUCCGAGGCACACCGACCUCAUCUGCGGUAGUGCGUUGCUCGUCGACCCUCCGGUAAUAGCUUUGUUCCCAGAAGCGGGGAGCAUUAUUUAAGAUCAAGAUUUACAAUAUCUGAAAAAAGGGAAACUACAGACUCACCUCUGCAAGGAAAAGCGUGGUUUUUUUUUAUACCCCGCGGACUUGGAUUGCUGCAGGACGAUGGGACUUUUACUUUUCAAAGUGUUCCCUUAUGUUUUAUUAUUGUUCUCUAAAGAAAUGCAAUUUCAAACAGCUCUCCCCCCAGAGUGCUCCCCGGGGGGCCACGCCCUGCUCCGGAACCCGUACCGCAGCGUGGCCUUCCGCUCCGGGGGGCCGCAGCAGCCCCCCCUGCAGGAGUUGGUGUGCGACCACGCCCUGGAGCCCGGCUGGUACCAGCUCCUCAUCUUCGACAAGCCGGCCAGCAUGCCCACCCGGUGUGUGGAGGUGUACCACUGUGGUACCCAGGCCCCCGUGUGGCUGUCCCUGGGACCGGGCGAGGCCCUCCCGGGCCCCCUGGGGCUGGCCCAGCUGACGGCCUGCGCCACCUGGCCCCCCGGGCCCAGCGGGGGGGCCCCCAGUCCCGGGGGGGCCCCCGACUGCUGCCUGUACCGCCUGCCCGUCGCCGUGCGCAACUGCGGCUCGUUCUACGUCUACCUGCUGCAGCCCACUCAGGGCUGCAUGGGCUACUGCGCCCAGGCCAGGCCACCCCCCCCGCCGCCCGGCGUGCCGGCGGUCUGGGCGGAGCUCUCCGGGAACGCCGUCUUCCUGCGCUGCAGCUUCCAGGACCGGAGCGCCAACGGCUCGGUGGGCUUCACGGUGUCCUGGCACCGGCGGUCCCCGCGGGACGGCCAGCCCCGGGAGGAGCUGAGGACGGAGACCAGCCUGCAUGCCUCCUCCUCCAUCGAGCUGGACGGCCUCAACCUCCGCCUGGGGGACACGAUCUACUGCUCCAGCUCCAGUUUCUUCCUUGAUUCCCCUGAUGUCCUGGGACCAGCAGUGGAAAGUCAGGAGUUUUUUGCAGGGAUCAGGCUGAGGCCGACGGCGUCCAGCGUUCCGGAGGACGGGAGGGACUACGGUCUGUCUGUGGAGAGCACCGUCCCCCUGCCCUGUGCCCCCCAGCCCGGACCCUGUGGCCUGGUCCUGCAGCUCAGCGCGCAAACACAAGAGGCCAACGAGGUGUUGGGGCCCGACCUGGUGCUGUCCUCCUGUCUGGUGGAGCUGGGGGCCCAGGGGGGCCCUUGUAGGUCCGGGGUCUGCAGCCGUGCCCAGGUCACCUUCACCCCCAUCACGGACUUUGUCAGAGACGCCGGCCGCAGCACCCAGAUAUCCGUCCGGCCAAUUGACAGCAAGCACAGCUUCCUCUGGAACGGAUACACACCCGAGCCUGUUCAGAUCACGGUGGAGGACGAGCCCUCAGCCUACUGCUACGUGGCCACCGACCCCCACGUCAUCACAUUUGAUGGCAGCCUCUACGACAACGACCAGAUCGGGACCUUCCUCCUCUACCGGAGCCUCCGGCGCCCCCUGGAGGUGCACGUGCGUCAGUGGGAGUGCGGCAGCGUGGUGCUGGCGGCGUCCUGCGUGUGCGGCGUCGUGGCGCGCGACGGCGGCGACGUCAUCGCGCUGGACAUGUGCGACGGCGAGAUGGGCGAGACCAAGCCGCGCCUGACGGUGAAGGACAGGCACCUGGGGAAGAGCGGCGUGCGCAUCACGCAGUCCUACCAGGGCCGCAAAGUCACGAUUACGUUCUCGUCGGGAGCGUUUGUGCGAGCGGACGUGUCCGACUGGGGGAUGAGUCUGACCGUGAGGGCGCCCGGUUCCGACCGGAACCACACGGCCGGACUGUGUGGUUCCUUCGACGGUCGCCCCGACAACGACCUCCACUCAGCGGGCGGAGACGUCACGCGGAACCUACACGCGUUCAUCUCUGAGUGGAGACUCCCCCCAGGCACCAGCCUGUUCGACACAGUGCCGUCCAAUCAGGACGCUCCGAAACCGACCGAGUACUGCCGCUGUCAGCCAGAGCCCCGCCUCUCCCCCCCGUUCAGAACCCACUCCCGACCGACCGGCUCCUCUGAUUGCUCUCGCCACGGCAACGUGGAGCUCUCCAGUGUCAUCCCCGCGCUGGACGUCACGGCGGAGUACAUCCACUCCGUGGAGCUCCGCGUCGACGCGGAGGAGAACCGGCGAGGCACCCUGCCAGCAGGGGGUCUCCCCGCGCGGAACCAGGGGUCCGACCCCCUGGUGACCCCCCGUGACGGAGCCUCUACCCGACCCCGUUACCCCGGCAACCGGGGCCGGCGUCAGUCUCAACGGUCCCUCUCCGACCCGCCCCGCCAGGCUGACCUCGGAGGCCUCGCCUAUUUUUUCCCCGAGGACCACGAGCCGGCGCCGCCCCCGGACGCCUCCGGCCCACCCCCGACCCCGGCCUGGCCCGCCCCCUCAGGGCUCACCGAGCGCCAGGCCCGGGCCAGCUGCCAGCGGGGGGUGGCCGGCUCCAGCCUGGCGCUGGGCUGCGGGGCCCUGCUCGGCGAGGCCUUCGUGGGCCGCGCCGUGGCCAUGUGCGUCAGCGACCUGCAGCUGAAGGACGACGCGGGGUGGCUGAACGCCACGCUGCCCCUGCUGGAGAACGAGUGCGAGCGCAGGCUGGUGGAGGAGCGGAGGAGCGAGGGGGAGCACCAGGAGGUGGUGGAGCUCCUGCGGUGCCCCGGGCGGUGCGGCGGGAACGGCCAGUGCUCCGACUGGGGCUGCCUCUGCUUCCCGGGGUUCGGCUCUUAUGACUGCAGCUCUGUGUCUGACCAGAUCCCUGAGAUCGUGGAGCUGGAGGCGCAGGGUCUGUGUGACGUCCGGCGGGGGGGGUGCUCCCUGGUGCAGGUCGGCGGCGCGGGCUUCAAACGCUCCCAGCAGCUCAAGUGUGAGUUCGUCAAAGAAAAGUUUGAGGAGGGCGGGUGGGUGCUGGACGACCCGCGGUAUGUGCAGGCCAGCUUCCUGGACGCCACCGCUCUGGAGUGCCGGCUCCCCCUGGAGGACAGCCAGGUCACUGCGGGCUCCGACCCAAAGAUGAGCCCAGACAGACCCCUGGCUCGCUGGCAGGUCAAGGUGUCCAACGACGGCCACAGCUACAGCAACGCCAAGGUGCUGACGGUGUACGACGGAGGCUGUCAGAGCUGCAGCUCCACCGUCGAGGGGCGCUGUGUUCUGAAGGAGAAGACGUGCCACAUUGAGGGCCGGUGUUACAGUGAAGGAGACCUCCAUCCCAGCAGCCCCUGUCUGACGUGUCAGCCAGACUCCUCCGCACACACCUGGUCCACUGCAGGAGACAACCAGCCUCCGGUGGUCCAGCCCGUGCCCUCCGGGCUCCAGUCCUUCCAGGGGGAGCGCUUCCUGUACCAGCUCCGGGCCAGAGACCCAGAGGGUUCCUCUGUGGUCUUCACCCUGGCCUCGGGCCCAGGGGAGGCCGCCCUCUCCCCCUCCGGUCUGCUGUCCUGGGCGGCCGACACCGGAGCGGACGGCGCGGAGGGGCGGAGCUUCAAAGUGUCCGUGGCGGACGAGUGUGGUGCUGAGACGCAGGUGUCGGUCCAGGUGUUUGUGACCCCCUGCGACUGCGGGAACGGUGGCUCCUGUGUGUCCAGGAUGGAGGCCGUGGCGGGCAGCGGGGCGUACAUCUGCGAGUGUCCGGACGGCUUCGCGGGGGGCCGCUGUGAGGUGGACGUGGACGACUGUAAGCCCAACCCCUGCCGGCUGGGCUGGUGCAUCGACGGACCCAACGCCUUCUCCUGCGUCUGCCCGCCGGGGAUGACCGGUAACACCUGCAGGGAGGACGUGGACGAGUGUGUGUCCACUCCGUGCUUCCCGGGGGUGAGCUGCCAGAACACGCCCGGGUCCUUCGGCUGCGGGGCGUGUCCUCACGGUUACCGCGGCGACGGGAGAAGCUGCGCACGUGACCCAGAGGCGGACUCGGCCGGUACGGACCGGGCGAGAGCCCCCCAAGGCUGGGGCCGCACCGGGCCGCCCCCCCCCUGCCUGAGCAGGCCCUGCCACCCCGGGGUGCGGUGUUUCGAGACCGUCCACAGCGCAAACGGCUUCGCCUGCGGGCCCUGCCCCGCUGGGCUCCAUGGCGACGGCUUCACCUGCAGCAGGAGCGGCUCCGCAGUGCAGGGCAGCACCGCUGGAAGAGGUCCCUCCGUCCACAGGAAGACAGCGGUCUCCCCUAGCAACCCCCACACAUCCAGGGACGCUGUCUCCUCAACCAACGGUCCUAAGAAUCAGCCCGCCGUGUGCGCGCGUCAGUGUGGAGCCAACAUGGAGUGUUCCGCCCCAAACACCUGCACCUGUAAGGAAGGAUACACCGGCUACAACUGUCGUAUCGCGGUCUGUCGUCCCGACUGUAAGAACCAGGGGAGGUGUGUGAGGCCCAACGUGUGCCUGUGUCCUGGGGGCCACAGCGGCCCCGCCUGUGAACACGCCGUCUGUGAGCCGGGCUGCCAGCACGGAGGCACCUGUCUGUCCACGAACCGCUGCACCUGCCCGUACGGAUACCUGGGACCCCGCUGUGAAACGAUGGUGUGUAACAGGCACUGUGAAAACGGCGGCAGGUGCAUCUCUCCGGACGUCUGCCAGUGCAGAGCGGGCUGGUCCGGACCCACCUGUAACUCAGCGUCGUGUGACCCGGUGUGUCUGAACGGGGGCGCGUGCCUUAAACCCGGGGUCUGUGCUUGCCCCAGGGGGUUCUACGGGUCUCAGUGUCAGAUCGCUGUGUGCAGCCCCCCAUGUAAGAACGGAGGCCAGUGCAUGAGGAACGGCGUGUGUUCCUGUCCCGACGGCUACACCGGGAAGAGGUGUCAGAGGAGCGUGUGUGAGCCCGGGUGUAUGAACAAGGGGAAGUGUGUGGGAGCCAACACGUGUUCCUGUCCGUCGGGCUGGAGGGGCGAGCGCUGUCACAUGCCCCUGUGUCUGCAGAAGUGCAGGAACGGAGGGGAGUGUGUUGGACCCAACACCUGCCAGUGCCCCGAUGGCUGGGAGGGCCCCCAGUGUCAGACCGCCAUCUGUAAGGUGCGUUGUCUCAACGGGGGGCGCUGUGUGCUCCCGGACUUCUGCCAUUGUCGGAGAGGAUACAAGGGGGUCAGCUGCGGGGUCAAGGCACCGUAUGCAUAACGCCAGCGAAUCGGCACAAGAAUGCACAAAGAAAGAGGCGCAGAAGGGAUCGUUUGGCGUGUGUGUUUGGUUUGUGAGUGUGUGUGUGUGUGUGUGUGUGUGUGUGUGUGUGUGUGUGUGUGUGUGUGUGUGUGUGUGUGUGUGUGUGUGUGUGUGUGUGUGUGUGUGUGUGUGUGUGUGUGUGUGCUUGCAUGUGGUUCUGCGAGUGUAUGUGACAGUGGUUGUGCCUUUAUGUGUCUGGCUGUGUGCACAGCUCAAAACAAAGGGACUUGAUGUAUUGCACUUGUCUUGUCCCCUGUUGGUCUGUUCUACCUCAUCGCCCCUGGUUACCCUUGUUUACCCUUCGAGCAUGGAAGGCGUCCCACCACAGCGGAGUGCAGAGUCGGCGGACUCACACGCGUCGUUAUCUUGAGUGUGAGAAAACAAAAUAAGGACUCGUUUUACUUGAGGAAUUGAGAGUGAUUUUUACGCUGGGUUUUUCUUCGUUUUGUGGUUCAACAUGUGUUUUCCUUGAGUUUAGCCUCAGUGAACUCUCCAUAAAUCAGUUGUCCGACGGCUGGGGCUUGAUGAGAAGCCCAGCUUGAGGUCUGCUGCCCUGCUUAGCGCCGGCAGGAUGUACAUCAGCGUUUUCAGAGGGGCCUGCUCCUCUAACACAAACUGUUACCAGAGUGAACUGAGGUCCUGGAGUCUUUACCAUCGAGGACUACAGUGACCAGAGUGGUUCACUGAGGUCCUGGAGUCUUUACCAGGGUAGGACUACAGUGACCAGAGUGGUUCACUGAGGUCCUGGAGUCUUUACCAGGGUAGGACUACAGUGACCAUAGUGGUUCACUGAGUUACUGGAGCCUUUACCAGGGUAGGGUUAGAGGAAACUCAAAUGAUGAUCAUGUUGUUUUGUGUGUUGAUAUGUUAAAGUACGAUAUCUAUAUUAUGUUAGAGGUUUUGCUAUGAACCAAUGAAAUGACGCAGACAUGAUGAUAAUGUCCCAUAACGAAUAAAAUAAAAUAAAGAAACGUUA